Miscanthus lutarioriparius is the source of this 2364-nucleotide messenger RNA. Lineage: Eukaryota; Viridiplantae; Streptophyta; Magnoliopsida; Poales; Poaceae. The record is from the annotation of a GenBank genome assembly.
AUGGCGGUGGAUUUGUUAUGGGAGGAAGAACUAGGCUUUGAUUCCAUUUGUUGGAGACAAAUCACAGGUUUGGGGCUAGAUUCAGAUUUCAUUAGCCUUGCCACAAACCAUGGCAGGUUGGGGAUACAUGUUCACAGCAAAAUGUGCAAUGAGUUGACUUUGAUGCUGGAUAAGGUUUCCUCUAUUCUUCCAUCAAUAGAAGCUGCUCAACCAGGAUGCAAAGCAGGUGUAGAGGAACUAUGCAACCUAUACAACAUAGUUGGCAAAGGGAAACUCAUAAUCCAGAAUUGCAUUGAAUGUAGCAGUCUUUACUUGGCUAUUACUAGUGAAGCGACUGCAAUGCGGUGUGAAAGGAUAAGGAACUCGUUGAGGCGGAGCUUGUUCCUAAUACAGAACAUGGUUGAACAAUUGUUAGCUAAUGAGGUGGCUGAUGUCCAUAAUGAUCUUCGAGAUCUGAAAUUCAUUGUUGAUCCAGCAGAAGAGGAUGCUGGAAAAGUAAUUCUGGAGAUGCUUCGGCAUUCUGAAGUAACCCAAGAAUUGGAGCUUCAGACUUUCCUUUUAGCAGCUUCAAAAUUGAACAUUACAUCACCUAAAGCUGUCCUAAUUGAAAGAAGAGCAAUCAAGAAAUUACUUGCCAAGAUCAAUGGCACUGAUCAAAAAAAGGAAGGAAUCCUUAAGUACCUCCUAUAUCUAGUUAGGAAAUACGGGAAGAAUACCAAGCCAGGGACUAAUGAAAAGAAUCAAAAUCUGAAUGUUGCAACUGAAGUUGUGAGUUUAGACUCAAUUGUUAAUGGCAUCAAUACUACGGAAAGAUGCAAUUCAGCUGCAGAGUCAGCCAAUAUGAGAUAUGAUGAUCAGAAUAGUUUGUCUGGAGCAGACACACCACCUCCAGAGUUCUGCUGCCCAUUGUCUUUGAAGCUGAUGCGAGAUCCUGUGAUAAUAACAUCUGGACAAACAUAUGAAAGAGAAAAUAUCAAGAGAUGGUUCAAUGAGGGAUAUGAUACUUGUCCUAGGACACAUAUGAAGUUAAAAAACUUCACAGUAACGCCAAAUACAUGCAUGAAGGCUGUUAUUCAUAACUGGUGCAAAGAUCAUGAGCUUGAAUCUACUUAUUUGCCUGAGCAAUUUCAGAAUUGUUAUUCUGUAUCGAGUUUGCACAAUGUCUCUGCACCUCUAAUUAUAGAAAAGAAUAGAGAUUACACAGUUGAUUAUAGCAGUUCAUCUUUUGGACCAUCAGGUGCUAGUUAUAUAUCAUCCCCCAUGAGGGAAACAGAGCAGUCAAAGACUAGUUUUGAUCAGUUUUAUUCUAAUGCCAAUUACCAGUUGUAUUUGUCCUUCUGCAACUUUGACAAGGCAAUGUUCUUGGGUUUCUUCCAUGAGCUGUCUGAGCUUCCCUUUGAACUGCAAAAAAAAGCUGUCAGAGAUUUGAAGACUGUUCUGAGAGGUGAAAAUCAAAUUUGGCAUUCUAUGGUCUGCAAUGGGUUUUUUGAAGCAUUCCAUGAAUUCCUUAAGAAUGAUAGUGGAAUUCACACACUGCAAGCUCGAAGGGCUGGGAUUCAGUUUUUUCUUGCUUUCCUUUCUAGUGGCAGGGCUCGAAUUCCUUCAGUUUGUGAAGAUGUGAUACUUCUGAUUGCAUCACUACUUGAUUCGGAGUUCAAACAGGAAGCUCUUCAGAUUGUACAUGAAUUGCUUCAGGAACCAAGUUGUCGAAAAUCUAGUCUCAUGGCCUCCGUUUUUUCUCCUUUAGUGUUUGGAGCUUUGGACAGUGGAGAAACCAAGUUCCUGGACCUCGCUCUGCAGAUCAUCUGCAAGAUUUCAUCUGAUAAUGAUAUGAAAUCAUACCUUGUUUCCUCUGGAAUAGUCUCGAGGCUAUCUCCGCUCCUCGGUGAAGGCAAGAUGAUAGAAUGCUCUUUGAAGAUUUUACGGAACUUGAGUGAAGUGAAAGAGACGGCAGGGUUUAUAAUCAGAACAGGCAAUUGCCUCAGCUCCAUUUCAGAUCAUCUGAACACUGGAAGACACAGCGAACGUGAACAUGCAGUGGUCAUCCUUCUAGCAGUAUGUUCCCACAGUUCUGAGGUUUGUUCACUUGCCAUGAAGGAAGGCGUCAUCCCAGCCCUUGUAGACUUAUCAGUGAGUGGAACCAAGGUGGCAAGAGAUUGCUCAGUCAAGUUGCUUCAGCUUCUGAGGAACUUCAGGCGAUGCGACCAGUUCAGCAGUUCAUGUUCAAGCGAGGUAGCUGCUGAUCAUGUUUCAGAGAAGCCUCCCAAUGAUUCAGUUUGCAAACAGCCGAUAUCAAAGUCAGCCCGGUAUAUUUCAAGAAAGCUCAACGUUUUCUCGAAACCUCGGUCGCUGACCCUGGCUUGA